AUGUCGUGCGACGCGUCAUUGUUGGAUCUUGGAAAUGACUCAUUCGCGUUUGGAAAUCGUGAAGUGGUACAGCGUCACGAUGGGGAUGUCGAAAAUAAUAUUCCAUACAGUGCUUUUGCGGCACUUUUGGAACUCAAAUUUGCAGAGUUUAGAAAGGAGCUCAAUAGUAAUUUUAAUAUUAAAAUUGAUAGUUUAAGGUCAGACGUUAACUCAUUAACGGUUGAAAUAAAAGGGCUACAACAAAAUAUCAAUUGUGUCAAUGAAAAAGUGAAAGCCCUUGAAUUGGAGAAUGUAGACCUAAAGUCUAAACUGGCAAAAUGUGAAUCAAAUCAAAGCCCCGGUAUUCGAGCGCUGCAAGAUUCAGUCACCCGGCUGGAGACUGAAUUAAACGAUAGGGACCAGGCUGCACUCUCUAAUGACCUCGAGAUUUCUGGAAUCCCGGAGUUUAAGGAAGAGUCGGCCGUGCACAUUGUCUUGGCUACUGCGAAAAAGAUCGGGGUCCCAUUGGAGGAGUGUGAUGUAGUGAGUGUGGAGAGGGCCGGCCCGGUACGGGACGCGGCGCAGGCGGCGGGCCCGGAGUCAGCGCGCCCGCGCCCGCGCCCGCUCGUGGUGCGGCUGGCGCGCCGCGCGGUCCGGGACGCGCUACUCAAGGCUGCGCGAGUACGGCGCGGUGCUAACACCGAGGGAAUCGGCCUACCUGACCACACUGCAUCAAAGUUUAAUGUGCAUGACCGUCUUACCAGGAAAAACCGGAUUUUAUUUGGCAAGGCUCGUGAGAGAGGGCGCUCCGAGCAGUGGCGCUUCAUUUGGAGUAUAGAUGGGAGGAUCUAUGUAAGAAAGUCUGAAUCGUCGAGAGUGUAUCGGAUUCGGACUGAGAGUGAUUUGGACCGUGUUUUUUCGAUACCAUCCAACAACCCCAUUGUGUAG
Cydia fagiglandana is the source of this 927-nucleotide messenger RNA. RefSeq lists its product as uncharacterized. NCBI's taxonomy places the organism in Eukaryota, Metazoa, Arthropoda, Insecta, Lepidoptera, Tortricidae. Bases 1 to 927 code for a protein of 308 amino acids. The record is from RefSeq and is a predicted model, not a curated record. The transcript has a single exon.